Messenger RNA from Protopolystoma xenopodis, 372 nucleotides. The record is from the annotation of a GenBank genome assembly. Lineage: Eukaryota; Metazoa; Platyhelminthes; Monogenea; Polystomatidea; Polystomatidae.
AUGCAUCUCCUCUGUGUGAAUCUUCAUCACGUCUCAACCGUGCAUGCUACAAUCCACUGCAGUGGCAUCUAUCGGUAUGCUCGAGAAAAAUCGCGCGAGUUGGACCACUUCAGUGAGGCCGAAUGUGUUUACUCGAGCUACCGCUACGGCCUGCGUCGGCGACAACUGCGCUUCUGUAGGGACGAACGACGUCGGUACGCCAUGCACGCUGCGCUCAAAUCGGCCCAGGCCGUCGCCUACUAUUGUCCCCGAACCUUCCGCGAUCGACGCUGGAAUUGCACCUCCAUCAGUUACCUGCCUCUGGUCACGCCGGAUCUGAGACGAGGUCAGUCCCUGUUUAACUCAGCCUCACCACCGAAACCUCUCGGUUAA